UAAAAACCUUAAACUUGAUGGCAACCAUUAAUUCUGAUUGGGUUAAUGAUGUUGUGUUACCAGCAAAAAAGAAAUUAAUUUAUGCAACCUUUUCAAAAGAUACUCCAUUAGAAUCGUCAUCUACUUCAAGCUCAUUAAAUAAAGUUAAUCUUUUUGCAUCAACACCUCCAUCAGUUAUUCGUUCAAUAAUAUUUGUUCGUCCUUUGCUUGAAUGGACGAAUUGGAUUCUUUCAUUAUUAACAUGGACUAGUAAUGAUCCGUGGAAUAGUUUUCUUUUAGUUAUAUGUUGGUGGAUUUUUGUUUUUAAUAUAGAAACAUUAAUUAUAUUUGGGCCUUUGGUAGUAAUUUUUAUUAUGGCAUUUCUAUAUAUAAAAAAAAGAAAAGAUUUAAAACUUGAACAAAAUAAAAUAUAUACACAAAAUGAUUUAGAUAUCUUUAUACAGCAAACAGAUUUUUUUAAGGAACGAGUUUCAAUUUUAACUAGUUCUAUAAAUGAAAUACGGACUUUUUUGAAUUGGUCCAGUCCUCAAUUAUCAGUAACAAUUGUUAUUCGUCUUCUUUUUAUUUCCCCAUUUUGGAUAGCAAUGUUACUUUUUCUUGUUACACCAAGACAAAUGAUCUUUACUAUUGUUACAAUUAUAUUUAUAUGGCACGCUCCAUGGAUAAAAGGGACACGGCUUAUUCUUUGGAGAAGUCGUUUAGUAAGAAUCAUAGUUGGAGAAGUCGUAGGUAUAAAUUUCAUACCUCGGGAAAACAAAAUUAUACAAGGGUUUUCUGAAAAAAAAAUACAAAAUGAGUUAGAAGUUUCUGAUGAAACUGUUAAAUAUACAUUCAUUUUAUGGGAAAAUCAAAGAAAGUGGAUAGGAUUUGGAUGGACAUGUAGUAUGUUUCCUCAUGAACGAACACCCUGGACUGAUGAAGAUGGAUAUCCAAGUACUAGUCCAGAUGCCUUUCUUCUACCUAAAGACAAAAUAAUAAUUCGAAUUAAUUCAGAAACAGGUUCAAAAGAAAAGUAUAGGACAUAUUGGGAAUGGAUAGACAAAUCUUGGGUCAUCGAACAUAGUGAUUUGGGAGAUAAGGAUUCUGAUGGUUGGAUUUAUACUGAUAAUUUAUGGAAAAAAGAAAGUCUAAAAGAUGAUUUUAGAAAAUAUACCAGACGACGUAAAUGGAUUCGUAAUGCAGAAUUACUUGAAGUAAUUCAUGAAAUGAAAAAUGAUGUUGAAGUAGAAAAGAAUGAUAUAACAAAAAAAUCUUUUGAUAAUAAUGAUAAUAUUUCUGAAACUCGCUUGAAAAAUACUGAUUUAGAUAUUAAAUAAUGAUAACAUGCUUAAAAUAUGAUACGU
This is a messenger RNA of Pneumocystis murina B123, 1343 nucleotides long. RefSeq lists its product as hypothetical. The record is from RefSeq and is a predicted model, not a curated record. Gene Ontology annotation, cellular component: peroxisomal membrane. NCBI's taxonomy places the organism in Eukaryota, Fungi, Ascomycota, Pneumocystomycetes, Pneumocystales, Pneumocystaceae. The coding region runs from base 18 to 1316 and encodes 432 amino acids. The transcript has 4 exons. Gene Ontology annotation, biological process: peroxisome organization.